GUAAUCCCACAAUGCUUACUUCCUUUUGCCUCCAUUUCUCGUCUGUUACCCGCCUUUACGAAGUACGGGCUUAGAAGCCGUUACUAUUUAAAGCUCUCAUUCGAAAGCACAAUGCUUACUUCCAUUGUUCCCUCCUCACGCUCUCAGUGACGGGAAAUUUUCUCGCGCUUCUUUCUCUUCUCACCUCAACCGUUCAAAACCCUAUCGCCGCCGAUCGUCACUACCGCUCGGUUGCUGAAGUUGCAAAUCGCUUCCAUCUCCUCCAUCUCCCGAACAUACGAUCUCCGAUUCCGCCGAUUCCACUACGUUUCUCGAAUCUGAAAUUUUUCAACCUAAAGGAAUGGCAGAACAGCAGAAGGAAUCCCCGCCUAAAGAUUUGAAGAAGAAAAAUUCAUUGCUAGAUGAUGAUUUCGGGACAGAAUUUCUUGGCUCCUGGAAACCCAUGUCAAUGGCAGAUGAUGAUGCUAUGGAUUUUAGCUUUAACACAGGUUCUAAAAGCAAGAAAAAGAUAUUCGACUUUGAAAAAAUGGACAUGAAUUUUGAUCUGGAUACUGCUUUUGGCAAAAUAUCAUCAUUUAAGGUGGACAUGUCAGAUCUUGAUUUUACAAGCCCACCCAAAAAGCCUUCCCAGUCUACGGACAAAAAGGGAGAAGCUUCUUGUGCAAAAGGAGGAAAACAAGAUGGAUUUAAUUUCAGCUUUGAUUUUAAUGAGUUGGAUAGCUUCAAUCUCAAUUCAAACUUACUAAACGUAGAUACUAGUAAUGACGACAGUUACCUGAGAAAGAAAGGAGUUACUGCAGAAGGAAAUAAUAGUGAAGAUGCUAAAAAGCCUAACAUCAAUGAUGAUGACAGAGGUGUUCGCUCAUCUAGUGAUAAUAAGACAACGAAACCUCGAGCAUCAGAGAGGAUGGAAACUUUGAACACUGAGAAUUCAGUUGGUAACCUAGGGAAUCUAGUUUCCAGACAGGAUAUUUCUGUUUCCAAAUUUUCUUCCUCUGAGAACCUUGACACGGAAGUUAAGAAUCAGACUUCUGAUAUUAGUAAGAUAACAAGUAUGAAAGAAAUGGAUCAGGAAAAAAACUUGUCCAAGGAGACAAAGUCAACCAAAUCAAAAUCUGAGCAGGUUAUCGACAAGGUACUUUCCAAGUCUGUCAGUCAAAGUGAUUCAGAGCAAGACACUGUCUCAGAAAAGCAUACAAAUGUUUCUUUAUCUGGAACAAGACGAAUUAAUGUUGCAGCUGAUAAACAAGUGAUUAAUGGUAAGACAACAUUUGUAGAUUCCGAUGUUGUAGACUUACUGUCAGAGCAUUCAUCCCUACCUCUUACCUCUGAAUCAGAUGGCAUUGUUAGAGAAGCAAUUAAUCUAGGCAGCAGUGCUGAAGAAGUUUCUAAUGACACUCCACCAGAAAAUAGUUAUUCAAGUUCCGGAAAUAUCACUAAAGUUGAUUCCUUGAAGAAGAACUCAUGUGACAAUAGCAUAAGAGAAAAUAAAAGAACAGAUUUGGAGUGUCACUUGGCUACAUCAAGCAGUAACCCCAUAGUUGAUAAAGUCUCGCUGAUGAAAGAUAAAAAUCUCCAAGUGAAGAAGUCAAAUUUAGUCAGUAUGCUAGAGAACAAAAGGUCUUUAAAAAAUCCUUCAUCAACAUCUGGAACAAAGAGUGUAGUCUCCUCCGACUGUAAAAAAAAUGCUGACAUACACCUGAGAUCCAUAGCCCAAGAAAGGAACAGCUUCAAAUCCAAUGAGACAAAGUUUGGGAGCAAAAUGGUAAGCGAUUCAUUCCUAGGUUCUAGCAAAGUAAUUAGGGAUGCGCCAGCAGUUCUUGGCAGCAAAGAUGAUCCUAACAGUUGUAAUGCCAGGAAGGGCGUUGUUUUUGAUGGUUCACCAAGCGCAGGAAAGUUGGCUGGAAAUAUGAAAUCAUUUCAUGAAGAUGUAAAUAAAAGAAAGGCCAUGUUUCUAGAAACGGGCAUGUCAACAAAAAAUGUUAAUAUUUUGAGUUCUCAGGUUAAUCCUUGCAGCUCAACAGAGAAGACAGUUAAACUUACUACUCAGAUAUCUCUAAAUUCUCAACCUGAAGCUUCGGGGAAGGAGUCCUUUCAGAAAUCAAAGAUCACCCACAUAGAAGGAAAUAAACUUUCUUCUUUUAAAGCUUGCAAGAUCACACCUGCUUUUUCUAGUGUAAAAACUUCAAGAAACAUUGGGGCUAACUCAGUUUUAGCAACGUCUUUACACCAAAAAGAGGCAAACUCAUUGGCAAGUUCUGAACAAAGAAAAGAGACACAGGCUAUUUUAGCAUCAAACGGUGAUCAUCUGGCUGACAGUGGUGAUAAUCAAAAGGCUUCAGCCCGGUUCUUGAAGAGGAAAAGUAUUGAGAUUUCUGAAGCAGAUUUAACAUCCUUGAGGCCCCUAAAGCGCCUACCUCAGUCUCCAAUCAGAAGCAGAAAUAAUGAAUCAAAAGAAUCUUCGGGAAAAGUUGAACAGGUAGAGAGAAAGUCCAACGACUUAGCCUACUAUGAUUCAACCUCUGGACUUGAAAGUCCAUCAGAGAUUAAAGUAACAGAAGUUGAAAUACCUGAUUCCGUACUCAUGGAAGACAAUGGUAAUGUUGAAAAGACUGAAGCAUAUAUGAAGGAACUUGAAAAUAUUUGUAACAUGCUGAAAAAAAGGCACGAGGAAGCAAAAGAGUUAUUAGUGCGAGCUGUUGUCAACGACAAUAACCUGCUGAUGCUUAAUCAUCCCAUUUAUGAAGAAAAAAUUCGGAAGGUUCAGAAAUUUGCUUCUCAAUUGAUGUCAAAGGAGAUUCAAACUUGAUCAGCAAUAAAUUGUUGCAUUUGAAGGUUAAAUCAACCACUUGAUGCACGGCUGCUGUGUUCCAACGCUCAACCAGACAAACAUAAAGUCUGGAGAAACAGAGCUAGGCUCCUGUUUAGUUGAUCGUAUACGACUAUAUUCACGCUGUGAGUAAAUAGCAUGUAAAUCUGUGAUACUAUUACCGUGAUAACAAUUUCAAUAACGAAUCCUUCUGUUGUCUAUGUUCCUUGCUUAGCUAAACAACAUUAUGUCGUUUUGCAAUUUAAAAAUAAAAAAACAACAUCAUGUUGAAUAUGCAUCUAUUCAAAAUCAGCCGCUUCUUCUAGUCACACUAAGUCUCUUUUUCUUUUUUUUAAUAAGCAAUUGUAUAUAAGAUAUCACACUAGGGGUGCAACCCUUACAACAAGAACACCCUAAAGAGGUAUUCUACAAAGCAAUGGCAAUUUGUACCAUUCGUAAAAAUUAAGUCUACUAGGAAACUCCUUACUACUAAACCAUCUCCAUGAAAAAUACAAUAUGUUUGAUAUCACCUCGUCGAAGCAAAAGGUGCCGUUAUCAAAAAUGAUUGUAUUUCUCAUUUUCCAA
This is a messenger RNA of Vicia villosa (hairy vetch), 3394 nucleotides long. RefSeq lists its product as uncharacterized. Bases 341 to 2809 code for a protein of 822 amino acids. The transcript has 16 exons. Lineage: Eukaryota; Viridiplantae; Streptophyta; Magnoliopsida; Fabales; Fabaceae. The record is from RefSeq and is a predicted model, not a curated record.